Molecule: messenger RNA, 918 nt
Organism: Anthostomella pinea
Lineage: Eukaryota; Fungi; Ascomycota; Sordariomycetes; Xylariales; Xylariaceae
Source: the annotation of a GenBank genome assembly
AUGUAUACCAUCUCCCUCUCCCUGGCCACGACCCUCCUCCUCAGCGGCCUGCUGGCAGUCGCCAUCCCGCUACCGUCCGCCGACAGCGACAGCGACGCGGCCACGGGGCAGUGGAUGGUGUCGGACGCCCACCGCACCAAGUCCAGCAAUAACACUGUCUGCUCCUGGCACCUCCGCCUAAGCGAUCCGGCACCCGCUCCCAACACCCCAGGCAGCCCCACCACCACCUACACGUGCGACUUCACCGUCGUCGCCCCGCCCGGCCAAGACUGCGGCGACCGGUCCUGGACCGUGGCGAAAUGCAGCGGCAACAACGCCUUCGUCAUCAACGGCGGCCACAGCCCCCUGCGCUUCGUCGUCAUGGUCAUCGUGAACGCGGUGGAAAAGUCCCAGGCCUUUUUCGGCUUUCCGGACUUGAAGCUCGACACGAAUACCACUAUCGCCCCCCAGAUCGUGGCCAGAAAGCCGCUGGGUGCGUCGUCGUCGUCGUCGUCGUCGGCGUCGGCGGCGGCGGCGGCUCGUGCUGCCCUGGCUGAUUUCCAUCAUGGCCCACGCUUUGAGAAUACGACGGCUGCGGAAUGGACCGUCGCGAACAUGUAUCGCCACAGCGACCCUACCACGCACGCCGUCAAUAUGAGCUUCGGCAUCCGCAACGGCGCCGCGGAACCAUUUCCCUGCUACCUGAACCUGCAAGCACCGGAGGGCAACGAGCUGGCCACAUGGUCGUUCUACGACGAGAAGUGCAACAACAGCGAUUGGACCGCGUCUUGGGGUUACACGACGGCUGGAGACGCGGGGAUCAUGACCCUCGUAGACCCCGCACGAAAGCACCGCGCGUUCUUCGGGUUUCAUCACAUCAACAAGGAUGAAAACCUGGGAACCGCUGGUCCAAGUCCAGUCGAGGCUUGUGACUGUUAA